Rhineura floridana is the source of this 2280-nucleotide messenger RNA. RefSeq names its product disintegrin and metalloproteinase domain-containing protein 20-like. The transcript has a single exon. NCBI's taxonomy places the organism in Eukaryota, Metazoa, Chordata, Lepidosauria, Squamata, Rhineuridae. Gene Ontology annotation, molecular function: metalloendopeptidase activity. Gene Ontology annotation, cellular component: sperm head plasma membrane; plasma membrane; external side of plasma membrane. The record is from RefSeq and is a predicted model, not a curated record. The coding region runs from base 1 to 2280 and encodes 759 amino acids. Gene Ontology annotation, biological process: proteolysis; male gonad development.
AUGCUUUACCCAUCAGGGAAAAAGACUAGCUAUCAUUUAUGGCUGCUAGUGCUAAUCUCGUGGAAUGUUCUGACUGAGACUGCAGGUCAGAAACCACCACAGGGUUUUAGGUAUGCCUCUUAUGAGGUGACCAUCCCAAGGAAACUGACCCCCAGAUAUGGACAACAAGAACCCGAUGUCACCUACCUGUUGCAGAUUGAUGGGAAGGGCCAUGUGGUGCAUCUCAAACAGAAGAAAGGCUUUGUCUCUAAACACUUCCCUGUCUUCACUUACAGUAAGGAGGGGGACCUCCAGGUGGACUAUCCUUUCAUCAGAGAUGACUGUUUCUACCGUGGCUUUAUACAGGGCAAGCCUUUCUCUCUGGUCACUCUCAGCACUUGCUCAGGGGGACUCAGGGGUCUGCUGCGAUUAGAAAAUCAGACCUAUGAAAUUGUGCCUGUGCAGGCAUCUGCUACUUCCCAACAUGUGGUGUAUAGGCUGGAAGAAAAGGGAGGUGCUGUCCGCAUGAACUGUGGGCUAACAGAGGAAGAGCAAAGUCGUCAAGUGGCCAUGAUCCAGAAAUCAGACAAUAUAGUGGCUAAGGAUGCUCGGACAGGAGACUGGUGGACGCACACCCGGUAUGCAGAGGUUGCAAUUGUAGUGGAUUAUGAACGAUAUGACAGAAUUGAUAGAAAUGAAACUGUUGCUGCCAUGAAUGUUCUGGAUGUCAUCCAUGUUGCAAAUUCAUUAUAUGAGCCACUUAGUGUCCUUGUAACUUUAGCUGGAUUAGAGAUUUGGACAGAAAAGAACCUCAUUGUUAUUGAUAACAACAUCAAUACCCUGCUUUCCACUUUCAAUGAUUGGAGAACAAACACCCUGAAUAAACAUCUAAAGAAUGAUGCUGGUCACUUAUUUGUAUAUAAGAGUUUUGGACGUACGCGUGGGUUAGCAUACUUAGGAACAAUCUGUCGUACUGAUCGGGCAUCCGGUGUUGAAUCGUAUGUGGGUUAUAGCUUGUCUGAUUUUUCAAACACAUUUGUCCAUGAAUUAGGGCAUAAUCUUGGCAUGCAACAUGAUGGAAAAUACUGUACUUGUGAACGACAUGCCUGCAUUAUGGCUGCAUCUCAGGCAAACACUGAUAAGUUUAGCAAUUGCAGUUAUAAUGAUUAUUUUGAGCUAAGGAACAGUCCAUGUUUGCUAAUUCCACCACACCCUGAUAAAAUGUAUAAACUCAAGCGGUGUGGCAAUAAAGUAGUGGAAGAUGGAGAGCAAUGUGACUGUGGCUCACCAGAUCAAUGUAAGUCGGACACAUGUUGCCAGUCUAAUUGCAUGUUGCGUCCAGCUGCCAUGUGUGCUUUUGGACAGUGCUGUGCUAAGUGUCAAUAUGUUCCAGCUCAAUCUGUUUGCAGACAACAAAUUAGCAUCUGUGAUCUUCCUGAGUACUGCAAUGGGACUUCAGAGUGGUGUCCCGAAGAUGUUUAUGUACAAGAUGGUGCCCCAUGCAGUGAUGGUGCAUACUGUUAUCAUGGGAAUUGCACGACACACAAUGGGCAGUGCAAAAUGAUCUUUGGUAAGAAAGCAACAGUUGCUUCAAAGGCUUGCUUUAUGGAAGUGAAUGGUCGAGGUGAUCGCUUUGGUAACUGUGGCUUAUAUAAGUUCCAUGUGUCUUAUAAAAAAUGUAAUGCUAAGAAUAUCCUGUGUGGCCGAAUCCAGUGUGACAAUGUUAACGAGUUACCUUCUUUGGAGGAACACAGCACCAUAGUUCAAACAUACUCUGGAAAUAGGCAGUGCUGGGGAACUGACUACCACAGUGGAAUGGAAAUACCUGAUAUUGGAGCAGUGAGAGAUGGUGUUCCUUGUGGCACUGAUAUGAUGUGUAUUGAUGGGCAAUGCAUGAGUGUCUCUCUCUUAAAGUACGAUUGUGAUGUCAGAAAGUGCCAUAAUCGGGGAAUAUGUAACACCCACAGACAUUGUCAUUGUGAUUAUGGCUGGGCCCCUCCAGACUGUGUAAAUGAAGGUUAUGGUGGCAGUAUUGACAGUGGGCCUCCUCCACCAAGCCCGGAUAUUGUCAUUGCAGCAACUUCUGGAGGAAUUGCAUUUGUCAUAACUGCUACAGGUGUUGUUUCCCUGUGUGUGUAUUUCAGAUAUGGACUGAUGCAUCAUUUGAGAAGACUGAGGGCAAGAUUCCGUCCAACUGAAUCAAAACAGGAAGAAAGUCCACAACAGAUCACUGAACUGAACAAUAGCAGAAUAUGUCAGAACCGUACACCAGAAAUAAUGGACAGUAUAAUGCAGAAAUAG